Chanos chanos (milkfish) is the source of this 2866-nucleotide messenger RNA. RefSeq names its product protein phosphatase Slingshot homolog 3. Lineage: Eukaryota; Metazoa; Chordata; Actinopteri; Gonorynchiformes; Chanidae. Gene Ontology annotation, molecular function: actin binding; phosphatase activity. The transcript has 17 exons. The record is from RefSeq and is a predicted model, not a curated record. Gene Ontology annotation, biological process: protein dephosphorylation; negative regulation of actin filament polymerization. The coding region runs from base 120 to 2021 and encodes 633 amino acids.
AAAGAACAAGGAGAACGAUACGGAUUCUUAAUACGGACGAAAAGAGGAAGACUUGAUAUAGUCUGCAGAAGGGGAGCGCUCUGAGACGCUAGUUAAAAUUUGGGCAAACCGCCUGUGGAAUGGCUUUGCUGACUCUGCACAGGUCACCGUCUGUUUGUGCUGCUCCCGAUGAAAACACUCCAAGAAGGGGGAGACUUCAGAAAAGAGAAAGCUUUGCUCUGGUAAAAGGGGUGGUGCUUCUUCUGGAGGAGGGAGAAAGGGUUGGGCUACAAGAAGAAACUACACCCCCCACACAGACUGGCUCUCGACAUGGAGACCGAGAUUCUGAUACACAACACAGACACCUGCAGGCCAUGGUGUCCCUGCUACGGCCAGAAGAUACCAUCAAGCUGGCUGUGCAGUUAGAGUCUGUCAGUCCAGUGAGAGUGAGGUACCUCCUCAUUGUAUCCACCCUUUCUAACAAACAGGAGAGUAUUCUACUUGGCAUGGACUUCCCCAACGCACACAGUGAUGCAUGUACGAUUGGUCUUGUUCUGCCUGUGUGGAGUGACACGCAGGUGUACCUGGAUGGUGACGGAGGGUUCAGUGUGACGUCGGCGGACAUGACCAGGAUAUUUAAGCCUGUUUCCAUUCAGACCAUGUGGUCAGUGCUGCAAGCAUUGCAUGGUUGUUGUGAACGUGCAGUGAGGGGGGCAGUUAUACCUGGCUGUGGAUUAGACUGGGCCAAACACUACCUGGGCCAUGUGGAGUCAGGCCAACACUGUCUGAAUGAGUGGAGUGCUAUGACUGGCCUGGAGUCUGUGAGGAAGGACAGCGCAGGACACAGGUCAUCAGAGAGGGAUUCUGUGGAGAAACUUAUCAAGGCUCAGCUCAGGGACAUCAUGAGAACUGAAGAUCUUGAGAGCAUCACCUCCAAACAGGUGCGCAGUGCUCUGGAGGUCAGGAUAGGCAUGGAUAUGAAGAACUAUAAGGAAUACAUUGACAACGAGAUGAUGGUCACCAUGGCACAGAUGGACAAACCCUCCAAAAUAUUAGACUACCUUUACCUGGGUUCUGAGUGGAAUGCCGCUAACUUUGAAGAGCUACAGAAAAACAAUGUGGGCUACAUCCUGAAUGUUACCAUGGAGAUAGACAACUUCUUCCCAGAAUCCUUCACGUACAUGAAUAUCCGUGUGUAUGACGUGGAGGAAACUGACUUACUCUCUCACUGGAACGACACCUACAACUUCAUCAACACAGCCAAGAAGAGUGGGCAGGCAGUACUGGUGCACUGUAAAAUGGGUGUAUCACGCUCGGCCUCCACGGUGGUGGCAUUUGUAAUGAAGGAGAAAGGCUGGUCAUUGGAACACGCUCUUAACCAUGUCAAAGAAAGACGGCCUAUCAUCCAACCCAACGAAGGCUUUCUGAAACAGCUAAACACAUACUGUGGCAUCCUAAACGCCAGUAAACAACGUCACAGUGCUCUGUGGAAGAGGAAGUCCCGGUCAGAGACCAAUAAACCAGCUUUCCAUCAUCCUGAGGGACAGGAUGAGAGUGAGGAGGAGGAGGGGGGGGAGGAGAGCCCAGAGGACAAUGAUGGAGAUGAAGAGGAAGAAAAAGAGGACGUCUUUGAGGAGCCAAAUAAGGGUGAACACAUCCUAGAUUCAGUCUCAUCUGCGGAGGACACAGCCUCCAUUCCUGUCCUUACUGUCCCAGACAACGAGAAGCCAAUUCCAAGUCCCAGCAGAAGUGGCAGGAUGAAUCUGUUUUCACUUAUGCAGUCCAUUCAACUGGAUGAUGAAGACAGAGAAAGCAAUAAGGGGCUGGUUGUCAGUCAGAGGCGAUCACCAGCACAGCGGAGGCGGAGCCAGGGCCGGAGAGGUCUGACUCAUCAGAGGGCCCAUGUGGACCUCUCUCCUGAGCCCAGUGGCCAUCUGGAGAAUAGACACCAAAAAGAGGACCUGCCGACUCCAGCCAGAGCCACAGGAGAAGAGCGAAAGUGUACAGAGGAGAAAGAGGGAAAGAUAGGAGGAGGAGAAUGAGGGAGGGUAGAGUGGAUGAGAAUGGCUAAGGAAAAUAGGUGAGAGGUUUAAAAAGCUAAAGAGUAUGGAAGAAAGGAUAUAUUAUUUUCUUCCUUUUUUGACACAUCCAAAGAUAUUUAUUACUCAUCUAAUCUUACAUCAUAAAAUUGGUCAGUUUUGCAUUAGCAGAUGUCUUUGAAGGAUGACUGGUAUUUUACCUCACUGAGGGCUCUGGGUCCAGUUUUCACUCUCCUUGUCACACAAAAGCAAGCAGCUACAUACGCAUGCUCACACACACACAAACUCAGGACACUUUUUAUGCUGUACAAGAAACUCAAGAUAGCUCAGUGCUCACUCAUACAUAUAUACACACUCACACACACUGAAUACACACUAACCCUGCCUACCAAGUCACCUCUGCACACAUAACCUGUCUAUAGAAAUACUUCUGAAAUGGCUGAUUUUACACAACAAAUAAAGAUGCAUCCAGUCCUUCUACUGCGACAAAACCGUGCAUAUCUCUGGAUAAAACAUUAAGACACAUUAUGCCUCUGCACCCCAUGAGCGCUGAACUGGGAGCAGAAUUAGCCCUGGGAGUUUCCAAAAUGUACAUAUAUUUUCCCUGUAUAGAGUGCAGAUGGAGACAGCUCCUUACAUGCCAUACUUAUGUACUGGUCAAAGUAAAGAAAGAUGAAAAUGGAACACUGUCACCCAGUGCCUUUUGGUCAGUCUCCCUGACUGUGCACAUUCUUACACUGAGCCAUGUGAUUCACGGUGUUUUUUAUGUAUGUCUUAGACAGUAUUAUAGAGGAGUUUGCUUCUCACACACACGCACACAUGCACAAACACAAACACAAACACACACA